UUAUAUAAACUUCUCAUGUACUUCCUAAACUCUCAAGCUUUUCCCUCCUUUGUUAAUUUCCAUCUUUCACACUACGCCUCAUCACCAAUGGGUCUCCUUCUCUUUCUCUUCUCUGUCCUCGCCAUCUCUUCCCUCGUUUCCUCUUCCCCAGUUCAGGACCCAGAGCUUGUCGUAAACCAAGUACAUAGGGCCAUCAACGGCUCCAGGAGGAACUUGGGUUAUCUCUCUUGUGGAACUGGGAACCCCAUCGACGAUUGCUGGAGAUGCGACCCCAAUUGGGAGAAGAACCGCCAGCGCUUGGCGGAUUGUGCCAUUGGGUUCGGUAAGAAAGCCAUUGGCGGAAGAGAUGGAAAAAUUUACGUGGUGACAGAUUCCAGUGAUGAUGACGCUGUGAAUCCUAAGCCAGGGACUUUGAGGCAUGCAGUGAUUCAAGAUGAUCCAUUGUGGAUCAUUUUUGCUCGUGACAUGACUAUUAAAUUAAAGGAAGAGCUGAUCAUGAACUCUUUCAAGACCAUCGAUGGUAGAGGUGCUAGCGUCCACAUUGCAGGUGGUCCGUGCAUUACUAUACAAUUUGUGACCAACAUUAUUAUUCAUGGACUACACAUACACGACUGUAAGCCAGGAGGGAAUGCUUAUGUGAGGGACUCCCCACGGCACUACGGGUGGAGGACUGUAUCAGACGGUGAUGGAGUGUCCAUCUUUGGUGGCAGCCACAUUUGGGUGGACCAUAACUCAUUGUCAAAUUGUAACGAUGGACUGGUUGAUGCAAUUCAUGGGUCCACAGCAAUCACAAUUUCAAACAAUUACAUGACCCACCAUGAUAAAGUAAUGUUACUAGGUCACAGCGAUUCCUACACUCAAGACAAGAACAUGCAGGUCACUAUAGCCUUCAAUCACUUUGGAGAAGGGCUUGUCCAAAGGAUGCCAAGAUGCAGACAUGGGUAUUUCCAUGUGGUCAACAAUGACUACACCCAUUGGGAAAUGUAUGCCAUUGGAGGCAGUGCAGCACCAACCAUCAACAGCCAAGGCAACAGAUUUGUUGCACCUGAUAUUAGAUUCAGCAAAGAGGUCACAAAGCAUGAGGAUGCACCAGAAAGUGAAUGGAAGAACUGGAAUUGGAGGUCUGAGGGAGACCUGCUGGUGAAUGGUGCAUUUUUCACAGCUUCAGGUGCAGGAGCCUCUUCAAGCUACGCUAAGGCAUCAAGCUUGAGUGCUAGACCUUCUUCACUUGUGGGUUCCAUAACUGUGGGAUCAGGUGCCCUUAAUUGCAAGAAAGGGGUUCGUUGCUGAUUGUGACAACCAUUGAUUAAUGAACACAUUAAGGAUGUCGAACCAUGGUUAGUUAGGAAAAGCCAGUAUAAGAAUGGAAGUUAAGGAAAAUGUGGAAGCUGAAGAAGACAAAACCACCACCUCACAGUGUUUUAGUUAAGUUUCAUGGCUGUCAUCUUCCUUCCAAAAUUUUAUUUUUAUAUUCAUUUUUAUCCUUUUCUUUGUAACCAACUCUGAUGAUUACAACCUCGGCCUGUAACUCUUAGAACCAUUAAGGAUUCCGUUUGAGAAUCUAAAUAGGUUUACAGAAAACAAGUGCAGAAGUGUUGGUACAGUGUAUAAUAUAUGCUUGCCUAUUUA
Molecule: messenger RNA, 1629 nt
Organism: Manihot esculenta (cassava)
Lineage: Eukaryota; Viridiplantae; Streptophyta; Magnoliopsida; Malpighiales; Euphorbiaceae
Product: probable pectate lyase 5
Exons: 4
Coding region: 16-1290 (424 amino acids)
Molecular function (GO): pectate lyase activity
Source: RefSeq, a predicted model, not a curated record